Molecule: messenger RNA, 1455 nt
Organism: Ostreococcus lucimarinus CCE9901
Lineage: Eukaryota; Viridiplantae; Chlorophyta; Mamiellophyceae; Mamiellales; Bathycoccaceae
Exons: 1
Coding region: 1-1455 (484 amino acids)
Biological process (GO): protein phosphorylation
Molecular function (GO): ATP binding; protein binding; protein kinase activity
Source: RefSeq, a predicted model, not a curated record
AUGGGCGCCGGAACGUCGACGAAGGAUGGCGGAGUGGAUAUCGAUGUCGUCGCGCCGAAGCGCGUCGUGUCGUACGCGCGCGCGAGCGGCGACGCGGCGACGAAGUGCGAGCGCGUGCUCGAAGACUUGCGCGCGGGCGCGCUGGACGACGCGACGGAGCUGGACGUGUCUAACUGCGGGCUCACCGAACUGCCGGACGCCGUCGGGCGACUGACGCGCCUGGAGUUUCUCAACGCGGGCGGGAACGCGCUGCGAACGUUGCCGGAGAGCAUCGAGAAUUGUCGCAAAUUGAAGCGGGCGUUCUUUCUGGGGAACGCGUUCGAGCGCGUGCCCGAGGUGCUGGGACGGUUGCCAGAGUUGUUUAUGGUUUCGUUCAAAGCGUGCGCGGUGCGAGAAGUGAGCGAGGACGCGCUGGCGCCGAGUCUUGGGUGGUUGAUUUUGAGUGAUAAUCAAAUCGAACGGUUGCCGGCGUCGCUCGGACGGUGCGCGCCGAUGCGAAAGUUGAUGUUAGCGGGGAACAAGUUGCGCGCGUUGCCGGAGAGCAUGCGGGAGUUGAAGAAUUUAGAGUUACUCAGACUGGCGGACAAUCGCUUUGAAACGUUUCCGAGUUGGAUAUUGGAGUCGCCUCGACUGAGUUGGUUCGCCGCCGCCGCGAAUCCCGCGACGGAUACGAUCGGAGAUAAAGCAAAGACACGUGCAAAUUCUGCAGACGUGGUGACGGUGGAUUGGUCCGAGCUCGGCGUGGCCGAGGACGCCGAGCCGCUCGGUAAAGGCGCGUCGGGCGCCGUGUAUGCGGGACGAUGGAACGGCGAGACCGUGGCGGUGAAGGUGUACAACAACGCCGCAAAGACAAGCGACGGGCGCCCGGAAGAUGAGAUGACGGCAUCGGUGCUCGCGGCGACGAUUAAGAGCGAGGGUACGAUCAAGACAAUCGCGCGAUUUCAACGCGGCGAUUCGCGAGGCUUGGUGAUGCAAUAUCUUGACCACGCUUCGUGGAAGGACCUCGGGAAACCUCCGAGCUUUGAUACAGUGGCGAGAGAUACGUACGAUGACGAUGUUCGAUUCACGGCGAAAGAAAUCAUGGCUGUCGCGCGAGACGUUGGUUCGGCGCUUCGAGAGUUGCACGCGAUGGGCGUCGUCCACGGCGACGUCUACGCGCACAACAUUUUGCACGUCAAAGAAUCUCCAGGCAUCGAACCACGCGCAAAACUCGGCGAUUUCGGCGCCGCCUGGUUCUACGAAAGAGAUUCAUCGAACGCACGAACGAUAGAACUCAACGAAGCGCGAGCGUUCGGCGCCGUGUUGGAGGAGGUGUGCGCGAGGCACGACGGCGUCGACGGCGUCCAUCCCAUCGCCGCGCUCGCCGCGCUCGCCGCCGGGCUGCUCGGCGAGCGCGGCAGUCGUUUAUUAUUCGACGACAUCGUUCAGCGCAUCGCCGCCAUUCAACUCGACUAG